CAUCUCAAUCCCGCGCGUCUUAAUCCCGCGCAUCUCAAUCCCGCGCAUCUCAACCCAGCACAAUCUGGCGCAUGUUGUGAUUUGCUUUAAAAUCUAUUAUUUUCUAGGUCACAGUCUUCUUGACGAAGCUCAAACCCGGCCAAAGCAGGGACGCCUGGUACAAACUGGUCCCGAUGCCACACAUAAAAGAACAUAAGACGGAAAAUCUGGGCAGCAUCCGAAUGAAACUGCGUUUGACACAAGAACGCAUCCUUCCCCAGAAAUGUUAUCAGUCUCUGGUAGAGAUUCUUGUCAACUCCACAAAGGACCCGCAGAGCCUGGAUCCCACUGUGCUGAGCUUAAUUGAACAGCUGACCACUGCUGACCAAGCAAUACUGGCUCACCAGCUGGUUCGGCUGUUUAUUGGCCAGGACGUGGUCAUACCAUUUCUGGAUUAUCUGACACUUCGGGAGAUAAAGGACACAAGUAAUCCAAGAACUCUGUUUAGAGGCAACAGCCUGGCAGCGAAAUGCAUGGAACAAUUUAUGAAGAUUGUAGGCAUGCCAUACCUUUCAGACACAUUAAAGCCGGUCAUUGACAAAAUUUUUGAAGAACGUAAAUACUGCGAGCUGGACCCAAGUAAAAACGCCGAGCGCAAACAGAGCGCUCUCAGGCGUCUGAGUCUAAAGCCAGUUGAUGAACAGGACAGAAGCCUGGCAGUUCUGACUGGUUACUUAGAAACCGUCAUGACGUCAAUCUUGGGCUCAAUCAAGGAGUGUCCAAGCUACAUGCGUGCAGCCUUCAGAAAUCUCGCUCGACGAGUCUCCGAUCACUUUGGAGAUGAACCUGAAUACGAGGAUUCUAAAUACACAGCAGUGAGUGGUUUCCUGUUUCUCCGGUUCUUCGCGCCAGCAAUUCUCGGACCCAAGCUCUUCGGUUUGAGGGAAAACCAUGCAGACAAGAAUGUCUCCCGUACACUAACCAUCUUGGCAAAGACUGUGCAGAAGAUUGGCAACAUUGAGCUCCCUCUGCAUAACGGGAAGGAAGAGUGGAUGGGACCGCUGUACAAGUGGAUCGCAUUCUACACAGACGAAGUCAAGGACUUUCUGGACAGGCUUGCUGACGUGGAGGAUGAAGAUGUUCCAGGUUGUGACCACAGGAGGACGGUGUUCAGUAACUCUCUCAUUAUCAAGGAAGGUUCCGUUAAGAAGUGCCGCUACAGGGACACCAGGCUACCAAAACCAUACAAGUUUAAAAAGCGCUACUGUUGGCUGAGUACUGAGAAUUUCCUUUACGCCAAAACAAAUGAUUCACAGACAAGACAGUUUCUCCCAACAAGGAAAAUCUUAGCAGUUGAGCGGGUUGAUGAGUCAGCAUUUCAAAAGCCAAACGUGUUUCAAGUGGUGAGCAAAGAUUACGACGACGCAUUACAGAUCCUUUAUCUUGCUGCUCAGGAUGUGAAUGAGAUGAAUCAGUGGCUAUCAGCGAUUAGGAAGACGACCAUUUCCAAUCCAAAAAUGUUAUCUUACUUCCACCCCGGAGUCUUCCACAAAAACAAAUGGACAUGCUGCAAACGGGUAAUCAAAACAGCUGGUGGCUGCCAGUUAACCCACACACACGUGACCUUGAGUGAUUGGCGAGAUCCACUCGACCCAGACUCCGAAGCACAGAUGAUUUUCACGCAGCUUCUUCAGAGUCGUGACGAACUCCGAAAGAAAUUCCUGGGAACGAAAGAACUUCAAAAAGAUUCUCAAGAUUCCAGCGACACGGUAAAGGACCAACAGACGCCUGUAAAGAACGCUCAAACAUCUACAGUAACAACUGAAGAAACGGUGGCCACGAAACUGUUGGAAGUGAUUGACGAACUCGAGAAAGCCCACGAAGCCAUCGACGAGAAGGCGAUAAUGAAAUCAUAGAAUUAUAUUAAUUACAAAAUUAAGGAAUUACGCAGAGCAUAUUUUUAUAUUUGGAUGAUUGCAAACGAUUA
Orbicella faveolata is the source of this 1966-nucleotide messenger RNA. Its product is annotated as rasGAP-activating-like protein 1. NCBI's taxonomy places the organism in Eukaryota, Metazoa, Cnidaria, Anthozoa, Scleractinia, Merulinidae. The record is from RefSeq and is a predicted model, not a curated record. Gene Ontology annotation, biological process: regulation of GTPase activity; intracellular signal transduction.